Messenger RNA from Symbiodinium pilosum, 2856 nucleotides. The record is from the annotation of a GenBank genome assembly. NCBI's taxonomy places the organism in Eukaryota, Dinophyceae, Suessiales, Symbiodiniaceae.
AUGCCGGCAGAGUUCAGUAUUUCUAUCCCUGGCGUGCACUUUGGUCAUGCGCAAGACAACAAGGUUCUAACCGGCACCACAGUUUGUUUCUUUGAUCGCCCAGCAGUCGCCGCCGUUCACAUUAUGGGUGCUGCACCUGGCACUCGCGAUACUGAACUGCUGAACCCGGAGUUUACCGUCGACCAUAUCGACGCGCUGGUUUUGUCUGGCGGAUCUGCUUACGGGCUGGAUGCCGCCGGCGGUGUUCAGGCCUGGCUACGGAAACACAACCGCGGCAUUCCACUGGACCCGGUGCGUAUCCCCAUUGUCCCCUGUGCGAUUCUGUUUGAUAUGCGCAAUGAAGGCGACAAGGACUGGGGGCGCUUUUCCCCCUAUCGAGAUCUGGGUUACGCAGCCAUGGAAACGAUGACCCAACAGCCUAAGUUAGGUGCUGUCGGUGCAGCGCUGGGCGCCAGAACGGCUAACGCACCGGGCGGUUUUGGCAUGGCAGAAACAAAGCUUCGAAGUGGCGGCACUCUGUUAGCCGCUGCCGCUGUCAAUGCAGCCGGUUCAGCCCUGGUUGGCGAUACCCAUCAUUUCUGGGCAGCACCUUUUGAAGAAGAUGCUGAGUUUGGCGGCUACGGCUACCCACACCCUUGGCCAGACGAUGCCAGACAAGGCCGCACCAAAUCAGGACAGCGUGUCGCAGGCGCCAACACAACCCUGGGCAUUAUUGUGACAGACGUGAAACUGACCGCUGCUCAGGCCAAACGCAUCGCCACAUCAGCACAUGAUGGUUUUGCCCGCGCGUUAUACCCGGUACACACACCCGCCGACGGCGACCUGAUUUUUGUCGCCUCAACCGGACAGUAUGAUGCAGAUGAAGAAGCGCUGCUUGACCUGGGUGUGCUCGCUGGUAACACCAUGGCCAGAGCCAUUGCGCGCGGACACCGCGUGAACAGCACAAUCGAUAUAGACGGCUUGAGCCGCCGCAUAGACGCAAAAAAAGAUGAGCUGAUUGCCCUCACACAGGAUCUGAUACGUAUCCCCACAAUCAAUCCACCCGGUGAAUUCUAUGAUGACUGCGCGCACUUUGUCGGUGAGCGUAUGGCCCAGCGUGCUUUUACGGUUGAGUACUUUCGCGCCGAAGGUAGCCCUGGGGACACGGAUCAGUAUCCGCGCAUGAACGUUGUCGCCCGGCACCAUGGCGGCAGCGGUCCCUGUGUGCAUUUCAACUCCCACAUUGACGUUGUUGCAGUCGGUAAAGGCUGGCAACAGGAUCCAUUCGCCGCGACGUUGCUGGGUGACCGGAUCUACGGGCGCGGCGCAUGUGACAUGAAAGGUGGUCUUGCCGCCUCGGUUAUCGCCGUUGAAACUUACCUCGAGAUGUAUCCUGACCAUCCUGGUGCCAUCGAGAUAUCCGGCACCGCAGACGAAGAAAGCGGUGGCUAUGGCGGCGUCGCCUACCUGGCUGAACUGGGCAUCAUGGCAAAGCCACGUAUUGACCAUGUGAUCAUCCCUGAGCCGCUGGACAAAGACCGCGUAUGUUUAGGUCAUCGUGGUGUCUGGUGGGCGGAAAUUGAAACCAAGGGCCACAUUGCCCAUGGCAGCAUGCCCUUUGAUGGCGACUGUGCCGUGCGCCAUAUGGCUGCCGUACUUGCCCGCUUUGAAUCCGAACUUUUUCCUCACCUGGCGACCAAACGCACCAACAUGCCGGUUGUCCCGGAUGGCGCAAAACAAUCGACGCUGAACAUCAACUCAAUGCAUGGCGGUGAAUCAGAAGCGUUUGAGGGUCUACCCACACCUCUGGUGGCAGACUCCUGCCGCAUGAUUAUUGAUCGACGCUUUCUUAUCGAAGAACAACUGGCCACGGUGAAACAGGAGGUUGUCAGCCUGUUGGACGGAUUGCGCGCAGACCGCGACCGGUUUGACUACACCAUCAGAGAUCUGUUCGAGGUGAUUCCCACCAUGACAGACGAGCAUGCCCCUGUGGUUCAGGCCGUCAGCCAGGCCAUUGAACAGGUACUGCACAAGCCUGCCACGAUGGUGGUAUCGCCGGGCACAUACGAUCAGAAACAUAUAGAUCGUAUUGGCAAACUGAGCGACUGCAUUGCUUACGGCCCGGGCAUCCUGACCCUUGCACAUCAACCCGACGAAUAUGUUGAGGUGCAGGAUAUGAUCGACUCAGCCAAAGUCAUGGCCAUCGCCCUGCACAACCUGCUUCACGGACUGCUUGACCUGAACCUUACCGCGGCAUCAGAGGUUGCAACCCGCCUGGGCAGCCGCGCCAUUGCCCUGGAAGGUGACGUCACCAACGAAGCAUCCAUGCGUAGCGCGAUAGAUCUGUUACAGCGUCGUGCGGGUGACGUAGAUAUUGUGGUUAACAACGCCGGCAUCGGCCUGCCACCUACUGCAAUGGAAGACGUGAGCGCAGAAGACUUUCAACGCCUGUGUGACGUCAACAUGCGAUCCAUUUUUGUAUGUGGCAAGGUGAUUGUACCCGCGUUUAAGAAACGUCAGCAGGGGGUCAUUCUGAACAUCGCCUCCACCGCUGGAGUGAGCCCGAGGCCCAACCUCACCUGGUACAACGCAUCUAAAGGCUGGGUCAUCACCGCCACCAAAUCAAUGGCCAUUGAACUUGCCGCGCUUAACAUCCGCGUCAACGCACUUAACCCGGUUGCUGGAGAAACGCCACUGCUGGCAACAUUCAUGGGUGAGGACACGCCAGAGCAACGCGCCACGUUCUUGCAGAGCAUCCCCUUAGGACGUUUCUCCACACCAACGGAUCUGGGCGCUGCAGCGGUGUUUUUAUGCAGUGAUAGCGCCAGUUUGAUUACAGGUGUGGCUCUGGAAAUUGAUGGCGGGCGCUGUAUCUAG